AUGAUCAAAAUAGCAACAUUUGUCUGUUGGCUCGCCACUUUUUUUGUGAUUAAUAUCAAUGCUGAACCCUACUUAAUAUUUCCUCAGCAUAUGCUACCACCUAUUGGUCAUACUUAUAAUGUUAGCUUUACCGGUACUGCCGUUACGACUCCUGUAGCUGGCGUUUAUUCUAUACAAGCUGUUACGGCUAAUAACCAAGAAACAAUAAUAGGCUAUCGACUUUGGGAAGGAUAUACUAGAGAUACUCGUGAAAUACUUUACACAGUAUCAUAUUCAAAUGGUACAAGUUUUCAAGCUGGAGUAGAUCCUGAUACGGGAAAAUGUUUCGCCGCUGAACGCCUAGACGUAAAUUGUACAGGCUGGUCAAGUACCGAUGUCCUCAAAUGGAAUAAUAAGUGUUUAGAGAAGUCAAAACAAGAGCCCAAGAGCAGUACAAAAAUGAUUGUUCAAGCAGAUACUUCUAAUUUAAGACGUCCAAUUGGUUUGAAUCUAACAAUAACAAUCGAGGGUACUCCUAUUCCAUUAUUCUCAACUUUUCAGUUUUCAUCAGAAACUAAGGGAAAACAUUUUCCUCAUGUUAAAUGUAAUUUUUAA
This is a messenger RNA of Rotaria socialis, 594 nucleotides long. The record is from the annotation of a GenBank genome assembly. NCBI's taxonomy places the organism in Eukaryota, Metazoa, Rotifera, Eurotatoria, Philodinida, Philodinidae.